CUGGCGGCCGGAGCGGGAUGGCUACGUGGCGGCGGGACGGCCGGCUGACGGGCGGCCAGCGGCUGCUGUGCGCGGGCGUGGCGGGGGCGCUCAGCCUCAGCCUCACCGCGCCGCUCGAGCUCGCCACGGUGCUGGCCCAGGUCGGCGCCGCGCGGGGCCAAGCCCGGGGGCCGUGGGCCGCGGGGCUCCGGGUGUGGCGCGCCGAGGGGCCCCGGGCCCUGUGGAAGGGCAACGCGGUGGCGUGCCUGCGCCUCUUCCCCUGCAGCGCCGUGCAGCUCGCCGCCUACCGCAAGUUUGUCAUACUCUUCACGGAUGACCUGGGCCAUAUUUCCCAGUGGAGCUCCAUCAUGGCUGGGAGUCUUGCAGGCAUGGUUUCUACCAUUGUGAUGUACCCUACAGACCUCAUCAAAACCCGGUUGAUUGUGCAGAACUUGCUGGAACCAUCUUACAGAGGGAUCCUCCAUGCUUUUUCUACUGUUUAUCAACAGGAAGGGUUCCUAGCCCUGUAUCGAGGGGUUUCCCUUACUGUUCUAGUGGCAGGACGAGUACCUGCUAUUGGACACCUUCACCUGCUACUCCCAGGGCACAUCCAGCUCGAGACUAAACCCGACGUCCUCGUUAGGCUCACACCUGCUCCUCCUGGGUUCCCUAAAGAACGCGAUCACCUGCCUUUCACCCAGUGGCCCAAGCCGGAAGAAACCUAGAACUGCUUCAGCUCCUCUCCUCUCUCCGCUGUGGCUUCCGGCUUCUGGCUUCCGGCACCAAGUACUGUCAGUUUGACCACUCCACUCUCCAUCUGUUGCCCUCCUCCUUCCCCACCUCCCUCUGCCCUCAUCCUCAUGCUUCCCACAGACACUUACAAGAGGUUUCUACAGGGUCCCAGUCCCAGGCACUGCUGCCAGGGCCUGGUGAGCUUCUGAAACCAAAGGCGGUCAUUUCACCACCCUCAUUCCUCUGUCCUCUGUUCCAGCCCUCCCUGACUCCUGAGAUACAGGGAAAGGCCCAAAUUCCUUAUGACACACCA
Molecule: messenger RNA, 1024 nt
Organism: Lontra canadensis (Northern American river otter)
Lineage: Eukaryota; Metazoa; Chordata; Mammalia; Carnivora; Mustelidae
Product: solute carrier family 25 member 43-like
Exons: 3
Coding region: 18-704 (228 amino acids)
Biological process (GO): transmembrane transport
Source: RefSeq, a predicted model, not a curated record